Molecule: messenger RNA, 651 nt
Organism: Cricetulus griseus (Chinese hamster)
Lineage: Eukaryota; Metazoa; Chordata; Mammalia; Rodentia; Cricetidae
Source: RefSeq, a predicted model, not a curated record
AUGUUUGACAGCUCACAGUACCCUUAUAACUGCUUCAAUGAUGACGCCGACGACUACCCUGCCGGCAGCUCCGACGAGGAAAAAAGGCUCACAAGGCCAGCGUACAGCUACAUCGCACUGAUCGCCAUGGCCAUCCAGCAGAGCCCUGCGGGACGCGUGACCCUGUCCGGCAUCUACGACUUCAUCAUGCGCAAGUUCCCCUAUUACCGCGCCAACCAGCGCGCCUGGCAGAACUCCAUCCGCCACAACCUGUCGCUCAACAGUUGCUUCGUUAAGGUUCCACGGACCGAGGGCCACGACAAGGGCAAAGGCAACUACUGGACGUUCGCGGGCGGUUGCGAGUCCCUCCUGGACCUUUUCGAGAAUGGCAACUUCCGUCGGCGACGCAGGAGACGUGGCCCCAAGCGCGAGGGAACCCAGGGUCCCCUCGAGCCAGCAGCGCCUGGGUCCCCGGGCCCCGAUAAUGCGCAAGCCCCAGAUCGCGGGGCCCGGGUCAGCCCUGCCACACACAGAGACAUCAAAUUCAGCAUUGACUACAUCCUGUCUUCCCCGGACCCUUUCCCUGCGCUCAGGUCACCCUGUCACUCCCAGGAAGUCAGGUAUCCAGCUCUGGAUACCCAGCAAAUGAGCUUCCAUUUUUGGGCAGCAUGA